Molecule: messenger RNA, 615 nt
Organism: Arctia plantaginis
Lineage: Eukaryota; Metazoa; Arthropoda; Insecta; Lepidoptera; Erebidae
Source: the annotation of a GenBank genome assembly
AUGUGUGUAUGUGUACGAGCACGCGUUGCUCAACGCAGCGAGGCCGCGUGGCGCGACCUCCGCGCCUGCGCCGGCCGUCGUUGGGCAACCGUGGACUUGCCCCUACCCCUGCCGCCUGCCGGACGAGAUGCCGUCGACGAAUGCAAUAUAUCGCCAACGCGAGAGAGAGGGAUAGCUGAUGCUCAUGGCUCGCUUACACAGAGUGGCACUACGUGGCGGCGCCGGGCGCUGAACUCCGGGAGCCCAUCGUCGUGGCGCCAGUCCCGCUCGUCAGCGGCGAGCCCGAACCAGCGCCGCUCGCGCCAGGCUACGGACGACAUCCCGGAGUUCGACCGCAACAAGGUCAGCCUGGACCUUCCGGGGAAUUUGUUUGGGCCGUCCGUGUCCCUCCUCAUCCGUACAACUAAAAUCAUCGGGGAUGUUAUACAGAACUCUGCUGUGCGUUACCAAACUUUCCUGCGGCUGUUUCGACCACUCUUCCGAGGCCAGUUUGAAAUUAAAGGCCUGGAUCCGCCUACCACCACCACCACCACAACCACUACACGACGCCCCACCACCACUACCGCCAGCUCAAGAGACGCACGAACCGCCGACAACGAAGUGAGGCGUCGCUAA